GAUAGCUCAAUAACCAAUCCCAUAAGAAUAAUGGCUUCCCCCCAAAACUCUAAAUCUGAAAGCCAGAUUUUGGCAGAGAUCAUCAUAGCCCGCAUUACGCGAAUCCAUGCUAGCAUAUCCAAAAUCGACUCUUUGAGGCCUUCAAGAUUAGUCAAUGAUCUCUUCACCCAUCUUGUGAAAAUAUGUACUCUCCCUUUAUCCAUAGACGUUAAGGCCUUACCCAAAGAAGUUCAAAGUAUGGGAGAAAGUCUCAUAGUUCUAUGUGGCCGUGCUGAAAUUUUGUUGGAGCUAGACUUCGCAACAUUUUUAAAUAAAAUCCCACAACCCCUAAACAAUCUUAUUCUCUUCCCCUAUUAUGGAAAUUACAUUAAGCUAGCCAAUUUAGUAAACAGAGUCCUCAAAGAUCAUGGCGUUGAACAACCCAUGAAGGUUGCCUUCGUGGGUUUAGGUCCAAUGCCUCUUACUUCUAUUAUUUUGGCUACACAUCACAUGAAGUCCACUCACUUCGACAAUUUUGAUAUUGAUGAGGCAGCCAAUGAUGUGGCUCGCAGAAUAGUUGCUACCGAUGCUGAGCUCGAGAAGAGGAUGAAGUUUCUGACUUUUGACAUAAUGGAAGUGAAAGAGAAGCUAGGGGAAUAUGAUUGUAUACUUUUGGCCGCUCUUGCAAGGAUGACUAAAGAGGAGAAAGUAAAGAUUCUUGGGCAUAUUAAUAGGUAUAUGAAGAAUGGAGGAGUUUUGCUCGUGAGAAGUGCAAAAGGGGCUAGGGCAUUUUUGUAUCCUGUUGUGGAGGAGGAUGAUUUGUUGGAUUUUGAGGUUCUCUCAAUCUUCCAUCCCAUUAAUGAUGUGAUCAACUCUGUUGUUCUCGUUCGCAAGGCUAUCUGUUAGUCAGGAGAUCAAUGAAAUAUGAAUGUGAUGCUAGAUAGUGUUUCCUUAUUAAUUAUUGGAGACUCUUAUUUAUCUAAGAUCACUUAAAUAGAUGAUGUAAAAUAUUUUUAGUG
Messenger RNA from Pistacia vera, 998 nucleotides. RefSeq names its product nicotianamine synthase-like. Bases 31 to 885 code for a protein of 284 amino acids. Gene Ontology annotation, biological process: nicotianamine biosynthetic process. The record is from RefSeq and is a predicted model, not a curated record. Gene Ontology annotation, molecular function: nicotianamine synthase activity. NCBI's taxonomy places the organism in Eukaryota, Viridiplantae, Streptophyta, Magnoliopsida, Sapindales, Anacardiaceae. The transcript has a single exon.